AUGGCCGUCUUCCCCAAGAAAAAGUAUGUCUCCGCUGCCGAGUCCAGCACCAUUGCAGCGCGGUACCGAGUCGCCCUCGCCAAGCGGCCCUUCCUGCUCUUCGGGCUGCCAUUCAUGGCCAUCAUCGUCGCGGGGUCCUUCGUCCUGACGCCUGCCACGGCUAUCCGGUACGAGAGGCACGACAGAAAAGUACGACAGAUGACGCGCGAGGAGGAAUUGGGCGUCGGCAAGGCAGGGCGCAAGGUGGAUAUCCGGGACGAGUACUAUAGACUUGCCGCAAAGGACCUCGAUGACUGGGAGCAGAAGCGUGUCAAGCGACUACCGGGCGAGAACGACGGCACCCUAUAG
Messenger RNA from Cryphonectria parasitica EP155, 348 nucleotides. RefSeq lists its product as uncharacterized. The record is from RefSeq and is a predicted model, not a curated record. NCBI's taxonomy places the organism in Eukaryota, Fungi, Ascomycota, Sordariomycetes, Diaporthales, Cryphonectriaceae. The coding region runs from base 1 to 348 and encodes 115 amino acids. Gene Ontology annotation, biological process: mitochondrial respiratory chain complex IV assembly. The transcript has 2 exons. Gene Ontology annotation, cellular component: mitochondrial inner membrane.